Messenger RNA from Prunus dulcis (almond), 1439 nucleotides. Its product is annotated as cell division cycle 20.2, cofactor of APC complex-like. Gene Ontology annotation, biological process: anaphase-promoting complex-dependent catabolic process; positive regulation of ubiquitin protein ligase activity; positive regulation of anaphase-promoting complex-dependent catabolic process. The record is from RefSeq and is a predicted model, not a curated record. Gene Ontology annotation, cellular component: anaphase-promoting complex. Bases 59 to 1423 code for a protein of 454 amino acids. The transcript has 8 exons. Lineage: Eukaryota; Viridiplantae; Streptophyta; Magnoliopsida; Rosales; Rosaceae. Gene Ontology annotation, molecular function: ubiquitin ligase activator activity; anaphase-promoting complex binding; protein binding.
AAGAAGGAGUUUGUUUAUUCUCUGCAUUAGCAAUUAGAGAGAAACCAGUUCAUCAAAAAUGUGGGAACUUCAAUCGGAUUGGUACUCCCCUACUCGCCUGAACAGCAACCCCAUUACCCAAUACGACUUUCCGGGAGAUCGGUUUAUACCCAAUAGGAGUUUGAUGGAUCUUGAUCAAGCCCGCAGUUUACUGUCAAACAGGACAACACCAAACCGGAACUCGAAUUUCAAUGAGGUGUACAGGAAGAGCAUAGAGGACAAACUGACUUUGGAUUCAGAAGGGAACCCAUUUAGGAUGUUGGUUUUUAGGGGAAGUCCAAAAUCAAACAGAAAGUCCAUUCGUUGUGUUGAUCUGAUGCGACAGGAUGAGGCAAAGGAAUUGGAUGGUAAUGGUAAACACCAUGAGCCUCGAAGAUUGCCUAAGGGGGAAGCUAGAAUUCUGGAUGCACCAAACAUAAGAAAUGACUUUUACAUGAGCACCAUGGAUUGGGGGAAGAACAAUGUCAUUGCAAUUGCUUUAGGCAAAGAUUUAUUCCUUUGGAACGCAGAGAACCGAGAGGUUCAUAAGCUGUUGCAAGUUGAUGAUCUGAAUGAUUUUCCAUCAAGUGUAGCCUGGUCUCAAGAUGCCAAAACUGUAGCAGUUGGAUUUAGGCGUUCAAAGCUCCAACUGUGGGAUGCUGAGACUUCUAAGCUUGUUAGAAGCCUAGAAAACCACAAGGACAGGAUAGCAAGCAUUACAUGGAAUGGCCACACAUUAACAUCCGGCAGCCGCGACAAGUCCAUCAUCAACCAUGAUGUCAGAGCAGGAAGCAAUGUGACUUGCCGUUUACGGACACACACUGAAGAAGUCUGUGGUUUGAAAUGGUCAGGAGAAGGCAAUGUAUUGGCAAGCGGCGGCAAUGAAAAUCUUCUGUACAUAUGGGACUCUUCCAAAAUGAACUCACAGAGAUUCUUGUUUCGUCUUAAAGACCAUCGUGCUGCAGUCAAGGCCCUUGCAUGGUGUCCUUAUCAGUCUGAAGUGCUAGCCUCCGGGGCAGGCACGAAAGAUGGGUGUAUUAAGAUAUGGAACACAAAAAAGGGAACCUGCAUCAAAAGCAUUGCUACCGAAGCUCAGGUUUGUGGACUGGAGUGGAACAGGCAUCACAAGGAGAUAAUGAGUGGCCAUGGCUAUAGUGCAAGCGAGCUCAUCAAGAAUCAGCUCUGCCUUUGGAGGUAUCCCUCCAUGGAAAAAGUCGGAAGCUUGAAUCGCUACACAUCCAGAGUCCUUCAUCUUUCUCAGAGCCCUGAUGGGUUAACUGUGGUAUCAGCUGUGGCAGAUGGCUCUCUUCGAUUUUUGGAGGUCUUUGGACCACCAAGCAUUGACAAAUCAAGGAUCUCCCCUCUGGAUGGUCUAUUGUCUCUUAAGAUUUCUCCCAUAAGAUGAUAUAUGAAUACAAGAU